ACAGCCUCCCACGACCUGCGCCGUUAUUACUGCACGAUAAAGAGGCACUUCCCCGCCACUCCCAGGAACCAAGUGAAAAGAGGAGGCAUCUGCAAAAAUUCAAAGAGACCGGGGUGCGAAAUCACGAGAUCCAGGUCCGGGGCCUGGAACAUCAUCACAGAUCACACUUGCUUGCACCGCUCUACGCUAAAAAAGCCGUGCAGCGUGCAAGCCCCCCCCUGCGACACCGGACCACAGUCCGUGCCCCCUUCCCCGCCAUCAAAUCGACAGGGGGCUAAAUCACCCCAUACCUAAAGGGGGAAGGGAACCUCGGGAAAGAUGCCGCAUCGCGUCACCAACUUCUUCAGGUCAUCCACCAACUCUCUCGAGAUCCAGGUGUCCAACUUCAAGAAAACGGCCGCGAUUGCUGCGCGGAGGCGGGUAUCGCCCAGCAGAAACAAGAAAGCCCGGCCAAGCCCUGUGAGGGCGGUUUCAUAUGCCUCAACUUCCACCGAGGGCGACGCUGAGGAAACUCCAGCGCCAGCCUAUUCGCCCCCGGCCGGGAGAAUGGCGGAAGCUUCUCGCCAGAGCAACUCAUCCUCGGAGCCCAGCAGAGACCAGAAUCAGCACCACCGCAGAUUAUCCUUUCCCAGCCUGCACCUUGGCCGGCUGACCAAGGAGAGCCUGUCCCACGCACACGCGACUCUGGGCUGGAAGCUCGAGUCACCCCCGAUCGUCUUCUACGGAGAUGCCGAAAACAGCUCUGGGGCCAUUGUCUCGGGUCAGCUGUUGUUGAACGUCACCAGGGAAGAGGGGCUCGAAUUGGAGUCCUUCAAUGCGACCCUGAGCAUUCACAUCACGCAAAAGAGGCCCUUCGCCGCGCACUGCCAUGACUGCGGAAUCCAGGUCACUGAGCUGCGCAAUUGGACUUUUCUCGAGCGGCCCUUGUUUUUGGCAAAGGGCCAACACACUUUCCCUUUUUCCGUCCUUCUCGAGGGCCACCUUCCGACGACAGUGGAUGGCCCGCUGAACUCAGUCUCCUACCAUCUGAAGGCCUCGGCGAGUCCCAGGAAGGUCAAUGGCUCUGCGCUUCCCACCAUCAAUUUCGAGAAGACGCUCGAUGUGAAGCGCAGCCUUCCCGUGCCUGACCUGCCCCACCACUCGGUCCGCGUUUUCCCACCAACCAACAUCAAGGCCAGCGUACACUAUCCCCAGGUGAUCCACCCCAUCGGCAACAAUACGCUGAGCCUGCGACUGGACGGCAUCGCCAAGCACAACGCGAAGGCCGACAUGAUCGAAUAUUGGAAGCUCAAGAAGCUGACCUGGCGGCUCGAGGAAACCGCCAAGUCCGUCGCCCCGGCGUGCCCGAAGCACCGCGCCAGCGACACGACUACGGAGGAGGAGGAGCCGGCGAAGAAAGGAAUACAGCGGGUGGACACGCGCAUUGUGGGCGAGAAGACGCUGUUCAGCGGGUGGAAGUCCAACUACGGCACCGUCUCAGACAGCCUGGUGGAGAUGGAGCUGGACUACCAGCUGGGCAGGCACAUGCGCUUCAACUGCAACUCCCGCUCGCGCGACGGGCCGCAGGUCACGCACCAGCUGAUGAUCGAGAUGGUCGUCUCGCAGGAGAUGGCCCCGACCAACAAGCCCUCCCAGUCCACCCCGACGGGCGUCGGCCGCAUCCUGCGCAUGCACUUCGGCACCGUGCUGACCGAGCGCGCCGGCUUCGGCAUCAGCUGGGACAACGAGGCCCCGCCCAUCUACCAGGACGUGCCGCCGAGUCCUCCGGCCUAUUCCGCGGGGAGCGGAUCCGACAUCUGCGCCAUCGACGAGGCCAUCGAGCCCCUGGACGGCGUCAUCACGGCUUGGUCGGGGUCGGGCAACAGACGGUCCGCCGAGGUCAGCUGUACUCCCGCGGGAGCGGAGCGAACGAGCGAACGGAUAUGAGAGGCUGGGGGUUGCUGCAAGGAGCUUUACGUCUUCUUUUUUGG
Molecule: messenger RNA, 1970 nt
Organism: Phialemonium atrogriseum
Lineage: Eukaryota; Fungi; Ascomycota; Sordariomycetes; Cephalothecales; Cephalothecaceae
Exons: 2
Coding region: 319-1926 (535 amino acids)
Biological process (GO): ubiquitin-dependent endocytosis
Cellular component (GO): cytoplasm; cytosol; plasma membrane
Molecular function (GO): ubiquitin protein ligase binding; protein-macromolecule adaptor activity
Source: RefSeq, a predicted model, not a curated record